AUCUGGCAGCACGAGUAACCACAAACAGCGGCGUUUCUCUCCGAUUUUUCUGCAAAAAGUUGUAAAAUAGGUUAAUUUAAGUGCAAAAUACCCGUGAAAACCACUAAACAGUCAUGGCGGAUGCCGCAGCACGUCAGCUGCAGUACGAGUACAAGGCGAACUCCAAUCUUGUGCUGCAAGCCGAUGUCCGACUCAUCGAACGCCCGCGGCGCGAUGAGGCCACUGGCGAGGUGUGCUCCUUGGUGGGAAAGCUGGACGGAACUAGAAUGGGAGAUCGGUACCAGCGGACGAAGCCGGAAAAAACGGAGGAGCGCAAGGUGAAACGCCAGAAGCGAGACGAGGCCCAGUAUGACUUCGAGCGGAUGAAGGGAGCUACCCUGCUCUCCGAGGGCAUCGAUGAGAUGGUGGGCAUUGUGUAUCGGCCCAAGACCCAAGAAACCCGACAGACCUACGAGGUCCUGCUCAGCUUCAUCCAGGAGGCUCUGGGGGAUCAGCCUAGGGAUAUCCUGUGCGGUGCCGCUGAUGAGAUUCUGGCUGUCCUCAAGAACGAUCGCUUAAAAGAUCGGGAGCGAAAGAGGGAUGUGGACAGCUUGCUGGGCGCAGUUACUGAUGAGCGAUUUGCCCUGUUAGUUAACCUGGGCAAAAAAAUCACAGACUUUGGCAGCGAUGCCGUGAAUGCUUUGACUGCUGCUCCCAACAACGAGGAGCAGAUCGAUGAAACCUACGGCAUCAAUGUCCAGUUUGAGGAAUCCGAGGAGGAGAGCGACAACGAUAUGUAUGGUGAGAUUCGCGAUGAUGAUGCCCAGGAUGAAGGGGAGGAGGCCCGCAUCGAUCACACCCUGCAUGCAGAAAAUUUGGCCAACGAGGAAGCCGCCAAUAAUGUAAAGAAAGAGCGCUCCUUGCAUCCUCUGGACAUAGAUGCGUAUUGGUUGCAGCGUUGUCUGAGCAAAUUCUAUAAGGAUGCCAUGGUGUCGCAAAGCAAAGCUGCCGACGUGCUGAAGAUCCUGAAAGAUGCCGCCGACGAUCGCGAUUGCGAAAAUCAAUUGGUGCUUUUGCUGGGCUACGAUUGCUUUGACUUCAUUAAGCAAUUGAAGCUUAACCGGCAGAUGGUACUCUACUGCACCAUGCUGGCCUCGGCUCAAACAGACAGUGAGCGGCAAAGAAUUCGCGAGAAGAUGCGCGGAAAUUCUGCGUUAGCCAAAAUCCUUCGUCAAUUGGAUACGGGAAAGUCUGAGGAUCAGGACGAGGGCGAAGCACGGGGAAGUAAGCGUGGAAAAGGAGAUGCAGAGGAUGGUGGAGCGGCGGCUGCCGGUCAGGUGGCUGGUGUGCGACAGCUACUCGAGUUGGAAGAGAUGGCAUUCACUCAAGGAUCCCACUUUAUGGCAAACAAGCGCUGCCAGCUGCCCGACGGUUCCUACAGGAAACAACGAAAAGGCUACGAGGAGGUGCACGUGCCUGCGCUAAAACCCGUACCAUUUGAUGCCAAUGAGGAACUUCAGCCUGUGGACAAGCUCCCGAAAUAUGUGCAGCCUGUGUUCGAGGGUUUCAAGACCCUUAAUCGUAUCCAAAGUCGUUUGUACAAGGCCGCACUGGACAGUGAUGAGAAUAUGCUGCUGUGCGCCCCUACUGGAGCUGGUAAAACUAAUGUGGCCUUGCUAACCAUGAUGCGGGAGAUUGGAAAGCACAUCAACGAGGAUGGCACCAUCAAUGCUCAGGAUUUCAAAAUCAUCUACGUGGCUCCCAUGAAAUCUCUGGUGCAGGAAAUGGUCGGCAAUUUUGGACGACGCCUUGCUUGCUACAAUCUGACGGUCUCCGAGUUGACUGGAGAUCACCAGCUGACCAGGGAACAGAUUGCCGCCACUCAGGUGAUUGUGUGCACACCAGAGAAAUGGGACAUCAUCACUCGAAAGGGAGGAGAGCGUACCUUUGUGAGCUUAGUGCGAUUGGUAAUCAUCGAUGAGAUUCACUUGCUCCACGACGAGCGUGGUCCGGUGCUUGAGGCCCUGGUGGCACGUACGAUAAGGAAUAUUGAAACUACCCAGGAGGAGGUGCGUUUGGUGGGCUUAUCUGCCACACUGCCCAACUAUCAGGACGUGGCCACCUUCUUACGCGUAAAACCCGAUAAGGGCCUGUUCUACUUUGAUAACAGCUAUCGGCCUGUGUCCCUGGAGCAGCAGUAUAUCGGUGUGACGGAGAAGAAGGCCCUAAAGCGGUUCCAGGUGAUGAACGAGAUUGUUUAUGAAAAGACCAUGGAGCAUGCUGGGCGUAAUCAGGUCCUGGUUUUCGUACACUCGCGCAAGGAGACUGGAAAAACGGCUAGAGCCGUGAGAGACAUGUGCCUGGAGCAAGAUACCCUUGGUAGCUUUCUAAAGGAGGGGUCAGCAAGCAUGGAAGUGCUGCGUACUGAAGCCGAGCAAGUAAAGAACACAGAGCUAAAGGAGUUAUUGCCCUACGGCUUCGCCAUUCAUCAUGCUGGAAUGACCCGCGUCGAUCGUACUUUGGUGGAAGAUCUAUUCGCUGAUCGGCACAUUCAAGUUUUGGUUUCCACCGCCACUCUAGCUUGGGGUGUGAAUCUGCCUGCCCACACUGUAAUCAUCAAGGGCACGCAGGUGUACAAUCCGGAAAAAGGACGUUGGGUGGAGCUGAGUGCCUUGGAUGUUCUACAGAUGUUGGGUCGUGCUGGAAGACCGCAGUAUGACACCAAGGGUGAGGGUAUUCUUAUAACCAAUCACAGUGAGUUGCAGUUCUAUCUCUCCUUGCUCAACCAGCAGUUGCCGAUUGAGUCCCAAUUCAUCUCCAAGCUUCCUGACAUGCUGAAUGCAGAGAUUGUUCUAGGAACGGUCCAACAUCUCCAAGAUGCAGUUAACUGGUUGGGCUACACUUAUCUGUACAUUAGAAUGCUGAGGAAUCCCACGUUAUACGGAGUUUCCCACGAUGCCAUUAAGGCUGAUCCUCUGUUGGAGCAGCAUCGGGCUGAUCUCCUGCACACCGCAGCUUGCUGUCUGGAGCGGAGUGGCCUUGUUAAAUACGAUCGAAAGACGGGACACUUCCAGGUGACUGAUCUGGGUCGCAUUGCCUCUCACUAUUACCUAACCCAUGAAACCAUGCUGACUUACAACCAGCUGCUUAAGCAAACUCUUAGUGAGAUCGAGUUGUUCCGCGUAUUUUCCCUAUCCUCGGAAUUCCGUCAUAUUUCCGUCAGAGAAGAGGAAAAAUUGGAGCUGCAGAAGCUCAUGGAACGAGUGCCCAUUCCCAUUAAGGAGUCCAUUGAGGAGCACAGCGCCAAGGUCAAUGUUUUGUUGCAAGCUUAUAUCUCCCAGUUGAAACUGGAGGGCUUUGCAUUGAUGUCGGAUAUGGUGUUCAUUACCCAAUCUGCUGCCCGUCUUAUGAGAGCCAUUUUUGAGAUUGUAUUGACCCGCGGAUGGGCUCAAUUGGCGGACAAAACGUUGACGCUCUGCAAGAUGAUUGACAGAAGGAUGUGGCAAUCUAUGACUCCUCUGAGACAGUUCAAGAAGAUGCCCGAUGAGAUUGCCAAGAAACUGGAGAAGAAACACUUCCCUUGGGGCAGGCUUUACGAUCUAGAGCCACAUGAACUUGGUGAGCUGAUUAGAAUGCCCAAGCUAGGAAAAACUAUCCACAAGUUUGUGCACCAGUUCCCCAAACUGGAGCUCUCCACGCACAUUCAACCUAUAACAAGGGGAACCCUGAGAGUGGAACUCACCAUUACACCGGAUUUCCAAUGGGAUGAAAAGGUGCAUGGCCAGUCGGAAGGUUUUUGGGUUUUAAUUGAAGAUGUCGACUCGGAACUCAUUCUCCAUCAUGAGUUUUUCCUGCUAAAGCAGAAGUAUUCCCAAGAUGAGCACCAGCUAAAGUUCUUUGUGCCUGUAUUUGAACCUCUGCCACCGCAGUACUUCCUUCGCAUUGUCUCAGAUCGCUGGAUAGGAGCAGAGACCCAAUUACCAGUGUCUUUCCGACACUUAAUUCUGCCCGAGAAGAAUAUGCCACCUACGGAGCUGUUGGAUCUCCAACCGCUUCCUAUAAGUGCACUGCGGCAGCCGAAAUUUGAAUCGUUUUAUUCGCAACGCUUCCCGCAAUUCAAUCCCAUUCAGACCCAAGUCUUCAAUGCAGUCUACAAUAGUGAUGAAAAUGUCUUUGUUGGAGCACCAACUGGAUCCGGAAAGAUGACUAUUGCGGAGUUUGCCAUCAUGCGCUUGUUCACUACUCAAUCCGAUGCCCGAUGUGUCUAUUUGGUCUCGCAAGAGGCUUUGGCGGAUUUAGUUUUUGCAGAUUGGCAUAACAAAUUUGGAUCGCUGGAUAUAAAAGUGGUUAAAUUGACCGGCGAAACUGGAACCGAUCUUAAGCUUAUAGCCAAGGGACAGCUGGUGAUCACUACUGCGGAUAAAUGGGAUGUGUUGUCUCGUAGAUGGAAACAGAGGAAGAACGUACAACUGGUAAACCUGUUUAUUGUGGACGAACUGCAGCUGGUGGGAGGAGAGGAUGGUCCUGUUAUGGAGAUAGUAUGCUCUAGGAUGAGAUACAUUAGCUCACAGAUUGAGAAACAGAUCAGAAUAGUGGCGUUGUCUGCAUCGCUAACGGAUGCCAGGGAUGUCGCCCAGUGGCUGGGCUGUAAUCCCAAUGCCACAUUCAAUUUCCACCCAAGCGUGCGUCCCAUUCCGUUGGAGCUGCACAUCCAAGGCUAUAAUGUCACCCACAACGCUACCAGAAUUGCCACAAUGUCCAAGCCUGUUUACAAUGCCAUCCUCAAGUACAGCGCCCACAAGCCGGUGAUUGUUUUCGUCUCGUCCAGAAAGCAGGCCAGGCUCACUGCAAUUGACGUUCUGACCUACGCAGCCUCGGAUUUGCAACCCAAUCGAUUCUUCCAUGCUGAGGAGGAGGACAUCAAGCCGUUCCUUGAGAGAAUGACAGAUAAAACCUUGAAGGAGACCCUGGCGCAAGGAGUGGCUUAUCUUCAUGAGGGACUAUCCGCCUCAGAUCAUCGCCUGGUGGAGCAGCUAUUUGACUCUGGCGCUGUGCAAGUAGCAGUGGUCUCCAGGGAUCUUUGCUGGGGCAUGAGCAUCUCCGCUCACUUGGUGAUCAUCAUGGACACGCAAUUUUACAACGGCAAGAAUCAUUCGUAUGAGGACUAUCCCAUUACAGACGUGCUGCAGAUGAUUGGUCGAGCCAAUCGACCCAACGAGGAUGCGGAUGCCAAGUGCGUGCUGAUGUGCCAGAGCAGCAAAAAGGACUUCUUUAAAAAAUUCAUCAACGAGCCGCUGCCCAUCGAAAGUCAUUUGGAUCAUAGAAUGCACGAUCACUUUAACGCCGAGGUGGUCACCAAGACGAUUGAGAACAAACAGGAUGCUGUGGAUUAUCUCACCUGGACGUUCCUCUACAGAAGAUUGACCCAAAAUCCCAAUUACUACAACCUGCAGGGCGUCACGCAUCGCCAUCUCUCCGACCAUCUUUCGGAGUUGGUGGAGAAUACGCUGAGCGAUCUAGAACAGUCGAAGUGUAUCAGCGUCGAGGAUGAUAUGGACACCCUGCCUCUCAAUCUGGGCAUGAUUGCUGCUUACUAUUACAUUAACUAUACAACUAUCGAGCUCUUCAGUUUGUCCCUUAAUAGCAAGACAAAAGUUCGUGGCCUGCUGGAAAUUAUUUCAUCGGCAGCAGAGUACGAGGAUGUGGUGGUCAGACAUCAUGAGGAGCAGGUUCUACGCACGCUAUCUCAGCGACUGCCCAACAAACUCACAGGACCCAAUGAAACGGCUCCAAAAUUCAAUGAUCCGCAUAUCAAGACCAAUUUGCUGCUUCAGGCUCAUCUUUCACGACUGCAAUUGGGACCUGAACUGCAAGGCGAUACGGAGCAAAUACUGAGCAAGGCCAUUCGUCUUAUUCAGGCUUGCGUAGAUGUGCUAAGUUCAAAUGGCUGGCUUUCGCCGGCUGUGGCUGCCAUGGAGUUGGCUCAGAUGGUCACGCAGGCCAUGUGGAGCAAGGAUUCGUAUUUGAAGCAGUUGCCGCACUUUAGUCCUGAAAUUGUCAAGCGGUGCACAGAAAAGAAAAUCGAAACCGUUUUCGAUAUCAUGGAACUGGAGGAUGAGGAUCGCACUCGCCUAUUGCAGCUCUCCGAUUUACAAAUGGCCGAUGUUGCUCGAUUCUGCAACCGGUACCCCAACAUUGAGCUCAACUAUGAAGUGGUGGACAAAGAUCGCAUCAACUCAGGAUCAACCGUCAAUGUAGUGGUUCAACUGGAACGUGAGGAUGAGGUUACCGGCCCAGUCAUUGCCCCAUUCUUCCCGCAGAAACGUGAAGAAGGAUGGUGGGUCGUUAUAGGUGAUCCCAAGACCAACUCCCUGCUCUCCAUCAAACGGCUCACGCUGCAGCAAAAGGCAAAGGUUAAGCUGGACUUUGUGGCACCUAGCCCGGGAAAACACGACUACACUCUGUACUACAUGAGCGAUUCCUAUUUGGGUUGCGAUCAGGAGUACAAGUUUUCCAUCGAAGUGGGUGACUUCCAGUCGGAGAGCGAAAGCGAGUCAGAUUAGUUUUCUUAAGGAUCAUUAUUUGAGCAUGACCGCACAAAUGAAAAUUAAUCAUUUUACAAUUUACUCCCAUCAAUUGUAGCAAUAAUUUCUUGUACUUCUUUAGGAGGGGAAAAACGAGCACCACUGAGUACCACUCUAUUCAGUGAUCCGUACAAAACAAAAAAAUAAAUACAAAAUAUUAAAAACGUG
Drosophila teissieri is the source of this 6731-nucleotide messenger RNA. It is a transcript of the gene l(3)72Ab, whose product is annotated as putative U5 small nuclear ribonucleoprotein 200 kDa helicase. Lineage: Eukaryota; Metazoa; Arthropoda; Insecta; Diptera; Drosophilidae. Gene Ontology annotation, cellular component: nucleus. The transcript has 6 exons. The coding region runs from base 114 to 6542 and encodes 2142 amino acids. The record is from RefSeq and is a predicted model, not a curated record. Gene Ontology annotation, molecular function: nucleic acid binding; ATP binding.